CUCCACCAGUUCAACCCCAGCAUGGCCGCGUCCACCAUGUCCGUCUGCUCCAGCGACCUGAGCUACGGCAGCCGCGUCUGCCUUCCUGGUUCCUGUGACUCUUGCUCCGACUCCUGGCAGGUGGACGACUGCCCAGAGAGCUGCUGUGAGCCCCCCUGCUGCGCCCCGGCCCCCUGCCUGAGCCUGGUCUGCACCCCAGUGAGCCGUGUGUCCAGCCCCUGCUGCCCAGUGACCUGUGAGCCCAGCCCCUGCCAAUCAGGCUGCACCAGCUCCUGCACGCCCUCGUGCUGCCAGCAGUCUAGCUGCCAGCUGGCUUGCUGUGCCUCCUCCCCCUGCCAGCAGGCCUGCUGCGUGCCCGUCUGCUGCAAGACUGUCUGCUGCAAGCCUGUGUGCUGUGUGUCCGUCUGCUGUGGGGAUUCUUCAUGCUGCCAGCAGUCUAGCUGCCAGUCAGCUUGCUGCACCUCCUCCCCCUGCCAGCAGGCCUGCUGUGUGCCCGUCUGCUGCAAGCCUGUCUGCUCUGGGAUUUCCUCUUCGUGCUGCCAGCAGUCUAGCUGUGUGAGCUGUGUGUCCAGCCCCUGCUGCCAGGCGGUCUGUGAGCCCAGCCCCUGCCAAUCAGGCUGCACCAGCUCCUGCACACCCUCAUGCUGCCAGCAGUCUAGCUGCCAGCCAACUUGCUGCACCUCCUCCCCCUGCCAGCAGGCCUGCUGCGUGCCCGUCUGCUGCGUGCCUGUGUGCUGUGUGCCCACCUGCUCUGAGGAUUCCUCUUCAUGCUGCCAGCAGUCUAGCUGCCAGCCAGCUUGCUGCACCUCCUCCCCCUGCCAGCACGCCUGCUGUGUGCCCGUCUGCUCUGGGGCUUCCACAUCAUGCUGCCAGCAGUCUAGCUGCCAGCCGGCUUGCUGCACCGCCUCCUGCUGCAGAUCCUCCUCCUCCGUGUCCCUCCUCUGCCACCCUGUGUGCAAGUCCACCUGCUGCGUGCCCGUCCCCUCCUGUGGUGCCUCUGCCUCCUCCUGCCAGCCCAGCUGCUGCCGCACGGCCUCCUGUGUUUCCCUCCUCUGCCGCCCCAUGUGCUCCCGCCCUGCCUGCUACAGCCUCUGCUCUGGCCAGAAGUCCAGCUGCUGACAGCCCUGGAUGUGAUCCGGAGUCCCUUCCCACCAGGGGCUGACCUCCCAGCUGCCCCAGCAAGCUCUGCCCUCUCUGGCUUUGACACCCUCAGAAGAUGGGGCAGGCUCUUUGUCUUA
Homo sapiens (human) is the source of this 1238-nucleotide messenger RNA. It is a transcript of the gene KRTAP10-6, whose product is annotated as keratin associated protein 10-6. The transcript has a single exon. NCBI's taxonomy places the organism in Eukaryota, Metazoa, Chordata, Mammalia, Primates, Hominidae. The coding region runs from base 22 to 1119 and encodes 365 amino acids. Gene Ontology annotation, cellular component: cytosol; keratin filament. The record is from RefSeq and is marked validated.